AUGGAUCGCCCUGAUCUAAUUUCAACAUUCUCGAAAAUAGCUCUUUGGAAGCAGACCCAGUACGACCAGAUCGUCUAUAUUGACGCAGAUGUGAUAGCCCUCCGAGCGCCUGAUGAGCUUCUUACACUUGAGGUCAAGACAAUAGCUGCUGUGCCAGAUAUUGGAUGGCCUGAUUGCUUCAACACUGGUGUUAUGGUAUUACGGCCCAAUCUCCAGGACUACUAUUCCCUCCUUGCCUUUGCUCAACGCGGUAUAAGUUUCGAUGGUGCAGAUCAGGGUCUCUUGAACAUGCAUUUCAAGAAUUGGGAUAGACUCAGCUUCACAUACAACUGUACACCUAGCGGACACUAUCAAUACGUACCCGCAUAUCGGUAUUUCGAAAGCACUAUCUCACUAGUCCAUUUUAUCGGCCCUAUAAAGCCGUGGGGGACUGGGAGAAGCACAUCGUCACACGAUUCACCAUAUAGCCAGCUAUUGGCGAAGUGGUGGUCUGUGUAUGACCGUCAUUACAGGAGAGGCCCUAUCUACGUCACUCCGCACCGCGAUCACCAGACUCAAACCGCCUCAAAAGAAAUUAGCCAUAGCAUAAGAUAUGUGCAAACUUCAAUACCUGAAAAGAAGGGUUUGGAAACGACGAUACAUCCACCCUCAGAGCCCGAAGAGAAAUCAUAUUCGGAUCACAAGUUUCCAGCUGCCCUUGGAACGGAUACUUCUGCGUUGAGCAAAGAGAAACAUGUAGAAACCGAGGUACACACACAGGCCACGGAAACAAGUCAGCAUGAGCCUGUCGGAGGGACUUACGAAGCGGUGGCACCUAGCAAGGAGGGCCCGGAUUCGCGUAUCAUGCCUCAAGAGGAACCCUCUACUAGACCUGGUGUUGUUAGCAUUGAACCCGUGCCCGCUGACACCCCAGGCCUAGAAGAAGACUCUCAGCCAAGCUAUCAUGCGCCUCCCAAGCCGAUGAUUAGCGCUGUGCCUCACUAUGUUCGUGGAGAAGAACAUAUCUCGGUCCCCAUUUAUCAUGGAGAGCCACCAAAUAUACCAACUUAUAUACCCACUGUAGAUGUUAACACCCAACAACCUCACCUACCUCAUUCGCCGGUAGACCGAGGAACAAUCGAGUCACAAGAAUCCGGGAUACCAUUACUAACAAAGGAAACAGGAGAAGAUAAAUCUGCCGAUGAAAGCGCAACGAAAGAUGAGUCUGUGGCCCUGCAAACUGCGAAAAUACAACCCCCUGAACGCACUUCCUCUCCACCUUUAGCAGUCUGGGAUGCACCACGUGCACCGCCACCGGUGGAUUCAAAGCCAGAAGCAGCUUCAUUUCCCGUACAAAUCUACACAAUGUCAAAGGAUACGGAACUUUUCCAGCCUCCCAAAUCAUACCCUGAGGCACCAAAAGACAUGUACUAUCAAGUUCCAACAACAGCCCCUGCAGUUCGAAGGCAAACAUCUGCCUUCCCGUGGGAACGGAGUGCUCCGGCCCCAACACGGGUUUUUAUAGGGGAAGAUGCCGAACCCAGCCAAGCUCCUGAGGUUUUAAUCUCUUCCGCUCGGCAAGGCAUUUCCUCAAGUUCCUCUGGCGGGUUUGAAUCGUAUUCCCGAAACAACGCCUGGGACGACAUGCCAGAAAUCGAAAAGUACAUGCGCUCGCUUCAAAAGCCACGCCGUGCGGGCGUAUCAGUCAUUACAGGAUCUACACAUGCGAGAAAAUCAUCGACUGGAUUGAAAUCUCCAGCCAGGAAAUCGAACCUGCGUCAAACGCAUUAUCCACCAGAACAUGACGUGCCGAGCCCGGCCGUUACACCAGCUCUAGUCAUGAGAAAGCCAAGCACCUCUUCGGCAGCGGACGAUCACUGGGAAAAUGAAGAACUCCCUGCUGCUGAAGGUGUCCCUAACCAGGCGGAAUGGAACCCCAUACAACGACUAAAGGAACUUCAGCGACGUCAGUCGCAAUUCCUUGAAAGACACCUUGACCUUAAACCACAGGAGGCUGGUGGCAAUGGUGCCGUCAGAUGCCAGCGGAAUAUGAAAUGA
Trichophyton benhamiae CBS 112371 is the source of this 2037-nucleotide messenger RNA. Its product is annotated as glycogenin. The coding region runs from base 1 to 2037 and encodes 678 amino acids. Gene Ontology annotation, molecular function: glycosyltransferase activity. The record is from RefSeq and is a predicted model, not a curated record. The transcript has 3 exons. Lineage: Eukaryota; Fungi; Ascomycota; Eurotiomycetes; Onygenales; Arthrodermataceae. Gene Ontology annotation, cellular component: cytoplasm.